UGUCUAUGCCCUGGACUAUGAUAAUAGAGGCUCUCUGCGUCCUGAACUAUUAAUAGUUACCUACGUAACUAUCCUGCCUUGGUGCAUUCUCCUUGUGUCAUAACACUUGUCUCAGGCUCGGCUCGUUGUCCAGAUCAUAAAGGCAUAACACCUUUGGCCAUUUGCAACAUUAUGGCUCUUCUUGAAUCAAAGUUUCCCCCAAUCCGUGCAUGCAUCUUCGACAUGGAUGGGCUUCUCAUCAACUCCGAAGACAUAAUUACCCUUUGCACAAACCAACUUCUUGAAAAGUACGGAAGGCCUGCUUUCACUCGGUCGAUUCGAGUCCAGCUCAUGGGCGUCCCAGAUUCAACAAACGGCGAUGUGUUCCACGACUGGGCCAAACUGCCCAUAUCUCGCGAGGAAUUCGCCCACGAACUGAACGGACAAAUGCAAGUCCAUUUUCCGAGUUGCGAACCGUUGCCUGGUGCGGAAAAUCUUCUGUCAGAUCUCAGUCGUGCACGAAGUACUUCUACAGGGGAGAAGAUCAAAUUGGCAUUGGCAUCUAGUACCAAGAGCCAUGGCUACGGAUUGAAAACAUCAAGGCCGGAAACAAAGCAUCUGCUAGAUUUCUUCCCAUCCGAACGACGUAUCUUGGGCGAUGAUGCACGGGUACGACCGGGUCGAGGGAAGCCGGCGCCUGACAUAUAUCUAGUCGCAUUGCAGUCGCUGAACUCGGCGGCCAAUGCGGAUGAGAAGAUCAUCAUGCCCAACGAGUGUUUGGUCUUUGAAGAUAGUGUGGCAGGAGUUGAGGCUGGAAGACGAGCCGGGAUGAGGGUUAUUUGGGUCCCGCAUCAAGAUGUGGCGGCUGAAUAUGAAACCAAGCAGAAGCAUGUGUUAGCUGGGAGGAUGGGCAUGAGUAAACUCGGAGACGACUGGCAGCUAGGGGAGGUCGAUGACGGUUGGGCUGAAAGCAUACCGAGUCUAGAAGCCUUCGAUUACAUAAAGUAUGGGAUUGAUGUUCUGUAAAGUGGCAUAGCAGCAAGUAUUCUGGAUAAGCUAAUUUGAAUAACGUCUGUAUCUGUUUUGCAAGUAUAUUG
Molecule: messenger RNA, 1076 nt
Organism: Aaosphaeria arxii CBS 175.79
Lineage: Eukaryota; Fungi; Ascomycota; Dothideomycetes; Pleosporales
Product: HAD-like protein
Exons: 2
Coding region: 172-1005 (277 amino acids)
Molecular function (GO): phosphatase activity
Source: RefSeq, a predicted model, not a curated record